GGAAGAAGACAAAAGGAGAAAAAGAGAAAACAUGUUAAAUGUUGUAUCAGAACAAUUUGUGACUGUAAUUUGGUGGGCAUAUUUAUUAGGAUAGCUAUAGAAUAUUAACACUUUUGAGCAAGAUGUACCAAUCACAGAUCUCCUUAUGGAAAUAGAGAACUGAAUAUAGACUUGUUAUGAAUUAAAUCUUUACCACAUCUUCAUAUAUUUCACCAAUAAGCAAAUGUUCCUGGGAAGUUUAGAGAAGUUCCUUGAAGAAAAUUCUUCCAGAUUUUAAGAGACUGGUCAAAGACAAAUGUAGGAAAUGACCAGCCUGAGCCCAAGGGAGGGAUCAAAUGCAUCAUCAGUCACAAGUCCCUUCUUUCAAACAAGACAUCUAAAUCCAGACCACCUUGAAUUCCUUCUACUUUUAUCCCUCACUAAUUUCCCUUGGCCAUUUUUAGUUCAGAUUCUUGUAGAGAGCUGAAGCUUGAAAUAAAUCUUUAUACCCAUUUGAACUGUCUGGAUCUCCUAAUUUUCUGGUACUUGACAAAAGGCUUGCCUCUGAAAUGGAUGUUCAGUUUUACUUUUGUGGUUAAUAGCAAUUGAACAAAAAGAAUGCCAUCUUUUUUAUGAUAAUUUGUAUAAUUCCAGAAGCAACAGAGAUUUAGAUAUGAUAAUCUUACUAAAACACAUAUUAAAUAUUUUGUUUUAAUUUUUCUUAAGAUGCAGCUAAUGGGCAACAAAGAGAAUCAGAAUAUGUCAAGUGUGACAGAGUUCAUUCUUUUAGGAUUUGGGGAUCUCAUUAAACUGGAAUUUCUUCUUUUCCCAGUGUUUUUAAUGAUUUACCUGAUGACCAUGACUGGGAAUCUUCUUAUUGUCCUCUUGAUUGUCAUUGAUGGACAUCUUCACACACCCAUGUAUUUCUUCCUACUAAACCUAUCUUUACUGGAAUCCUGCUAUAGUUCUGUCAUUUUGCCUAAAACAUUAUUGUGUCUCUUGACCGGGAAAAAAAGUAUAUCCCUAAAUUCUUGCUUCAUGCAGUAUUAUUUAUUUGCUUGUCUGGGAGGGGCUGAAUGUUAUUUUCUAUCUGUCAUGUCUUAUGAUAGAUAUUUAGCUGUAUGCAAACCACUGCACUACUCUACACUCAUGAACAAUAGAUUGUGUCUGCAACUUACAAUUGUGUCCUGGGCAAGUGGAAUAUUAGUUAGUACAAGCACAACCUUCUCAAUAGCUUCCUUAACCUUCUGUGGACCCAAUGUAAUUGACCACUAUUUCUGUGAUUUAUCCCCAUUCAUAAAAGAAAUCUCUUGCACAGAUACAUAUAUUGUAGAACUAACUGCAUUUACAUUUGCUUGCACCUUUACCUUUCCUCCUUUACUUCUCACAUGGAUGUCCUACAUUUUUAUUAUUUACACAAUUAUUAGAAUUCCAUCUACUACUGGAAAGCAGAAAGCUUUCUCUACGUGUUCCUCUCAUCUCACUGUGGUUGCCCUUUUUUAUGGAACCCUCAUGCUUGUCUAUAUGCUUCCACACUCUAGGAAUUUCAAACAUCUAAAGAAAAUCUUCUCUCUCUUCUAUACAGCACUGACUCCUCUGAUCAACCCUCUUAUUUAUAGCCUCAGAAACAAGGAAGUAAAGGCAGCCAUGUGGAAAGGUCUCAGGAAAUUUGUCAUACACUUGAGAAAUUCAAGACUCAAUUUUUGUUCAAUAUCAAAAUGAAAGUGGCUGUGAUUCAGCAAUUAUUUUUCAGAUGUAAAUUAUACAGUACAUGUAUAUGUGCAUGCAGAGAGAUAGAUGACAGAAGAGAGAUAAAUAAAUAAACAGGCAGGCAAACAGACAGACAGCAGAGUGGUGUUUUGUGUGAAUGGAAAAUAAGGUAUUUUUCACACUGAAUUUGGGAAUCAGUUAAUAUAUUUUCAGAUGGGACAUAUUAAGUGAGAAUAACUCUUUAUUAAUUGUGUUCACUGUAAAUCCCUCCCCAACCUGAUCUUAAUUUUAAUUGCUUCUAUUAAUGGCUAAUAGGUAUUCAUCUGUAUGUAUUGUAUCUACUGACAAAUGAUAAUUUUCUCUCUCUUACACAAGAUAUAAAUAUUAUCUUUUAUGAUCUGUAUUGUCUAUAUUUUGUGUGUGAGCAUUGUUUAUGUAUGUGCCUGUUUAUCCAAUCAUCCAU
Molecule: messenger RNA, 2152 nt
Organism: Crotalus tigris (Tiger rattlesnake)
Lineage: Eukaryota; Metazoa; Chordata; Lepidosauria; Squamata; Viperidae
Product: olfactory receptor 10A3-like
Exons: 2
Coding region: 706-1701 (331 amino acids)
Biological process (GO): G protein-coupled receptor signaling pathway
Cellular component (GO): membrane
Molecular function (GO): olfactory receptor activity; G protein-coupled receptor activity
Source: RefSeq, a predicted model, not a curated record